CACCUGCCUGACGCAGCUGUGUCGCCUGGUGGGCGGCGCAGGGGCAGACACCGUGCGGCCGCUGCUGGCCAGCGUCACCGAAGACAUCGUUAUGCCCAGCAUUGUCUGGCACCCGGGCCGAUCUGACGCGGCCAUCCGCACUGCUGCCAUCUCGUGCCUACACACGGAACUCAAAGUACCGGAGAUCACCGCUAGUGUCAUCACCGGAGAUCUGGAGAAACUUGUCACCUUGGUUACAGGUCUGCUGGAGGAGGAGGACCGACGGACCCGUCUGCUGGCUCUGCGCUGCCUGUCAGCGCUGUCCCAUCUGCCGGAGCCCGGCACGCUGCCCGUGCAGCUGGUGCACACCAGCGUCACAGAGCUGCUGAAGCGACUGGACGACACCGACGCCGAGGUGCGCCAGACGGCCGCCGCGACGUUCCCGGCGCUGGUGUCGGCGCUGGGGCCCGACUACAGCGGCGAGCAGUGGCGCGGCCACGUCGAGCACUUCGCCAGGACGCUGCUGGUGUUCCUGGACGACACGGACGAGGCGCUGCAGGAGCGGGUGUACGAGGCGCUGCUGGCGGCCGGCCAUCUGAACACGGCCGUCGUGUGCGAGCAGGCCAGCGUGGAGCGAGACCGCCAGCGCAGUCCGACCCGCUGCGACCGGCUGCUGCGCCAUUGGCAGUAG
Pollicipes pollicipes is the source of this 670-nucleotide messenger RNA. Its product is annotated as dynein assembly factor 5, axonemal. The record is from RefSeq and is a predicted model, not a curated record. Gene Ontology annotation, molecular function: protein binding. Lineage: Eukaryota; Metazoa; Arthropoda; Thecostraca; Pollicipedomorpha; Pollicipedidae. The coding region runs from base 92 to 670 and encodes 192 amino acids. The transcript is spliced from 6 exons.